AUGGGGGAUGGAAGGAUUCAAUUGAAUAUUAAAUUUGGUGGGAAAUUUGAAGGAAAUCCAUUCCACAGCUACAUUGAUGGGGAUAUAUGUUAUUCAAGAGUUAUACCUUAUGAGUUUUCCUAUGUUGACUUAGUGAGUGCAAUGCAAGAAAUAGAGUGUCACUCAUGGCGCUCAUUUUUCUAUUUAAGACCAGGUCAUAGUGUAGAGAAUGGGUUAUCUGAGAUUACUAGUGAUGUAGAUAUGAUAGAAAUGUUUGUUCUCUAUGAGGGUAAGGAUAAGGAUAUUGAGUGUUUUGUUACCCAUUUGAUGUUGAAGAGGAUGAUGAGGAGGGUGAAUGAGGGUGAGGGUGUGGAUGGUGAUGAAGGAGGGCAUCUGUCAGUUAGUAAUUUGGAGGAGGACUUGGGAAAAGGUGUGAUAAUUAGUGUGAUUGAGGAAAGUGACAGUAGUGAUGAAAAUGUCAGUGUUGUCAGCUCAUUAGAUGAUGAGAAGGUGAAGAAGAAGGGGACAAACAAGAUGAAAUGCCCAGAGUUCAAUGAAGAAAGAGAUAUGGAAAAUCCCAAACUGGUGGAAGGGAUGUUGUUUCCCAAUGUUAGGGUUUUUAGGGCUUUCUUGAAGGAGUUUCAUCGUAGGCAUGGUUGUCAAUACAAGUACCUAAAAAAUGAAUCUAGGAGGUGGGCAUCUGCAGAGUGGUUGGCCAAGAAGUAUGUGGAUGAGAUAAAUGAUGACCCUAAUUGGAAGGUGACAGCAAUGCAAAAUGAUGUUAGGAGAAAAUGGAUGUUGGAUGUUUCAGAAAUGCAAAUUUAUAGGGCUAAAAGGAAGGCUAUAAAGAUGGUGGAUGGGGCACAUGGUGAACAAUACCAUAGACUGUGGAACUAUUGUGAGAUGAUAAGAAAUAAGAACCCUAGAAGUUGUGCAAAACUUAAGGUUGAUGUAGGGGAUGAAAACAAUUGA
Messenger RNA from Rhododendron vialii, 951 nucleotides. RefSeq lists its product as uncharacterized. The record is from RefSeq and is a predicted model, not a curated record. Lineage: Eukaryota; Viridiplantae; Streptophyta; Magnoliopsida; Ericales; Ericaceae. The coding region runs from base 1 to 951 and encodes 316 amino acids. The transcript has 3 exons.